Labrus bergylta (ballan wrasse) is the source of this 6228-nucleotide messenger RNA. RefSeq names its product ubiquitin specific peptidase 7 (herpes virus-associated) (gene usp7). Gene Ontology annotation, molecular function: protein binding; cysteine-type deubiquitinase activity. Lineage: Eukaryota; Metazoa; Chordata; Actinopteri; Labriformes; Labridae. The record is from RefSeq and is a predicted model, not a curated record. Gene Ontology annotation, biological process: protein deubiquitination; regulation of protein stability. Gene Ontology annotation, cellular component: cytosol; nucleus.
CCGCCAUUUUGAGAUUUACUUCAGACUGAGCACAUCUCAAGCCGUUAACCGGAGGAGCUACACGGCUCGGGCUUAACGUUUUGUGCGCGACCGGGGCCCACCUUCAGCUUCUUCGUGAGAGAGAGAGAGAGAGAAAAAAACAAACAAGAGAUUAGCCAGGAAAUGCAACACGGUGCAACACACUGUCGUUUGUCGUGUUAGUGGGGAAAUUGUUUUUUUUUGUUGCGUUUGGUUCCGUGGGCGACUCUUUAUCUCCGCGAACUUCCCAAAAGCAACGUUAGCUUCUGUUCCGUAUUGGAAACAGGCUUUGAAUGGAUAGCUUUUUCCUCCGCUCUCCCCCAGACGAGGGACAAUCGGAGGAGCACACGGACUGGGGAUAUCGUAGGCAAAGUUGUUGAACGUGUGUCAAUAUCAAAUGAGCCUUUUGUUUUCAUUGUUGUUGUUCCUAUACGGACCAGUUGGCUGCCCAGUGUCAGGUAGCUGAACGCGCUAACGUUAGCUAUAAACACGGUGUGGGGUUUUUUUUUUUUUUUGUUCCUGAAGGUGCACCGUGCUGCGCGUUGUCUUAUUUCCACCGUUACCCUCACAUUUCCCGGGGUUGAUUCAGUAAAUUUCAGCGCCCCCCCCUUCCCUUUAGUCCAUACACCCCCCCCCCUUCACACACACACACACACACACACACACACAGACACACACACCCCGCAGUCAAGACAGCGACUCGCACCCACUAACGGCGCCGAGAUUGGGCGAAUAGCGAGUAAAUACGUCCGCGUUUCUCUACCCGCUCCCCCGCCGACCUCCCCUCCUCAAUCCCCGGCGCUGACAGCGGACAAGGCCGAGGUCGCCGCCGCCGCAGCAGCAGCAGCAGAGCAGGCCCGGCCGCCGAGGCUCGACCUGUCCACCCCGCCUCAGCAUCCUACUACUACACCUCAGCAGCAGUCCGGAAUCCGGGUCCCAACCGAAGCGACCCUGGACAAGGUCGAGGGAAACCCCGAUAGCAAGGAGCCCCGCAUCACCACCACCACCACCACCUCCACCAUCACCACCACAACAACUACUGCGAACAUGAACCACCACCAUCACCACACGCAGCAGCAACAGCAGCAGCAGCAGAAAGCCGGUGAGCAGCAGCUCAGUGAACCAGAGGACAUGGAGAUGGAAGCUGGGGACACAGACGACCCUCCAAGAAUCCCAGCCAACCCAGUGAUCAAUGGUAACGUGGCUAUGGCAGACGGACACAACAACACAGAAGAGGACAUGGAGGAUGACACCAGUUGGCGUUCAGAGGCCACAUUCCGUUUUGUGGUGGAGCGCUUCAGCCGCCUGAGUGAGUCGGUGCUCAGCCCGUCCUGCUUUGUCCGAAACCUCCCAUGGAAGAUCAUGGUGAUGCCGCGCUUCUAUCCGGACCGGCCACACCAGAAGAGCGUGGGCUUCUUCCUGCAGUGUAACGCAGAGUCCGAUUCAACGUCAUGGUCAUGCCACGCACAAGCCAUGCUCAAGAUCAUCAACUACAAAGAUGACGAGAAGUCCUUCAGCCGCAGGAUCAGUCACCUGUUCUUCCACAAAGAGAACGACUGGGGCUUCUCAAACUUCAUGUCCUGGAGUGAUGUGACUGAUCCAGAGAGAGGCUUCGUUGAUGAUGACAAAGUCACCUUUGAAGUCUACGUUCAGGCAGAUGCUCCACACGGAGUGGCCUGGGACUCUAAGAAACACACCGGCUACGUUGGUCUCAAGAACCAGGGAGCUACAUGCUACAUGAACAGUCUGCUACAGACGCUCUUCUUCACCAACCAGCUGCGGCGGGCGGUGUACAUGAUGCCCACAGAGGGAGACGACUCGUCCAAGAGCGUUCCUCUUGCACUGCAGAGGGUUUUCUACGAGCUGCAACACAGCGACAAACCCGUCGGCACAAAGAAACUCACCAAGUCCUUUGGGUGGGAAACACUUGAUAGCUUCAUGCAACAUGACGUACAGGAGCUGUGCAGAGUGCUCCUGGACAAUGUGGAGAACAAAAUGAAAGGCACUUGUGUUGAGGGAACAAUCCCUAAGCUCUUCAGAGGAAAGAUGGUGUCAUACAUUCAGUGUAAGCAUGUGGACUACCGGUCAGAGCGGAUAGAGGACUACUAUGACAUCCAGCUCAGCAUAAAAGGAAAGAAGAACAUCUUCGAGUCAUUCAAAGACUACGUUGCAACUGAGCAGUUAGAUGGAGACAAUAAAUACGACGCAGGAGAGCAUGGCCUGCAGGAGGCAGAAAAGGGAGUGAAGUUCCUCACCUUCCCUCCGAUCCUUCACCUGCAGCUGAUGAGGUUCAUGUAUGACCCACAGACUGACCAAAACAUCAAGAUCAACGACAGAUUUGAGUUUCCAGAUCAGUUACCCCUGGAUGAGUUCCUCCAGAAGCCAGACUCCAAGGAUCCAGCCAACUACAUCCUGCAUGCAGUUCUAGUGCACAGCGGGGACAACCAUGGCGGUCACUACGUCGUCUAUCUUAACCCAAAAGGAGACGGCAAAGUGAGUGUCAAGGAACCAAUAUGGUGCAAGUUUGAUGAUGAUGUGGUCUCAAGGUGCACCAAGGAGGAAGCCAUAGAGCACAACUAUGGUGGACAUGAUGAUGACCUGUCAGUGCGCCACUGCACCAACGCAUACAUGUUGGUCUACAUCCGAGAGUCCAAGCUCAGUGAAGUUCUCCAGCCAAUGACUGAUGUAGACAUCCCGCAGCAGCUGGUGGAGCGUCUGCAGGAGGAGAAACGGGUGGAGGCACAGAAGAGGAAGGAGCGCCAAGAGGCUCACCUCUACAUGCAGGUCCAGAUGGUGACAGAGGACCAGUUCUGUGGUCAUCAGGGCAACGACAUGUAUGACGAGGAGAAGGUGAAGUACACGGUCUUCAAGGUCUUGAAGAGCUCAACGCUGCAGGAGUUCGUCCAGAACCUCUCUCAGACCAUGGGUUUCCCACAGGACCAGAUGAGGCUGUGGCCCAUGCAGGCCCGGAGCAAUGGGACCAAGCGACCCGCCAUGCUCGACUACGAGGCCGACUGCAACAAGUCGAUGAUUGACUUGAGUGACAGCGAGAACCCCUGGACAAUAUUUCUAGAGACUGUCGAUCCAGAGAUGGCAGCCAGCGGGGCCACGUUACCCAAGUUUGACAAAGACCAUGAUGUCAUGUUGUUCUUGAAGAUGUAUGACCCCAAAACCAGAAGCUUAAAUUAUUGUGGACAUAUCUACACACCUAUAUCCUGCAAAAUAAGAGACCUGCUGCCAGUCAUGUGUGAGCGAGCAGGGUUUCAGCAGGAAACUAGCCUUAUCCUCUAUGAGGAAGUAAAGCCCAACUUAACAGAGCGGAUACAGGACUAUGAUGUCUCUCUGGACAAGGCCCUGGAUGAGCUCAUGGACGGGGAUAUCAUUGUCUUCCAGAAGGACGACCCAGAGAACGACAGCAGUGAGCUGCCGACGGCCAAGGACUACUUCCGGGACCUCUACCACCGCGUGGACGUCAUUUUCUGUGACAAGACCAUCCACAAUGACCCCGGUUUCGUGGUCACGCUCUCUAACCGCAUGAACUAUUUUCAGGUGGCAAAGACAGUAGCGCAGAGGUUGAACACAGACCCCAUGCUGCUGCAGUUCUUCAAGUCACAGGGGUACAGGGACGGUCCAGGGAAUCCUCUCAGACACAACUAUGAGGGAACGCUGCGGGACCUGCUGCAAUUCUUCAAACCUCGGCAGCCCAAGAAACUGUACUACCAGCAGUUAAAGAUGAAAAUUACAGACUUUGAAAACAGGAGGAGUUUUAAAUCCAUUUGGCUCAACAGCCAGUUCAGAGAGGAGGAGAUCACCCUCUACCCUGACAAGCACGGCUGUGUUCGCGACCUUUUGGAAGAAUGUAAAAAGGCAGUGGAGCUCUCUGAAAAAGGCUCGGAGAAGCUCAGGCUGUUAGAGAUAGUAAGCUAUAAAAUCAUCGGAGUUCACCAGGAGGACGAGCUGCUAGAAUGUUUAUCUCCGGCUGCCAGCCGCACCUUCAGAAUAGAGGAGAUUCCUCUGGACCAGGUGGACUUGGAUAAAGACAGUGAAAUGCUAAUUCCUGUCGCCCACUUCCACAAGGAAGUCUUCGGCACCUUCGGGAUCCCCUUCCUGCUCAAGAUCAGACAGGGCGAGUCAUUUCGGGAGGUGAUGAGGAGGAUCCAGACCAUGUUGGAGAUUCAGGAGAAAGAAUUUGAGAAGUUCAAGUUUGCGAUUGUGAUGAUGGGACGGCAUCAGUACAUAACUGAAGACGAGUACGAGGUCAACCUGAAGGACUUUGAACCACAGCCAGGUAACAUGUCCCACCCGCGCCCCUGGCUGGGCUUGGAUCAUUUCAACAAAGCUCCAAAGAGAGGACGCUACACCUACCUGGAGAAAGCAAUCAAGAUCCACAACUAAAAAAAGCUGCCCGCCCUUCCUCUUUGUCCUCCUCAUCCUCCUCCUGCCUCCUGCUCCAGCUCCGCCUUCCUCCCUUCCUACUUUAACACCAUAACCACAGACUGUAACCAACCGUGUGAGUUUGUGUGUGAGAGACUGCGUGUGUGCGUGCUUGUGUGUGUGUGUGUUCAUCACUUUUAACACCCGCCUGGACACCUCUACAGCUCUACACCGGCACUAUGUCUUCGGAAAAAUAGAUUUUGCUGCAGCUGAUGGAUUUCCCCUCAACCACAAAAUAAACUGCACCAACCACCUCCUGACUGUUGAUUUUUUUUUUUUUUUUUUUUUUUUUUUUUUUUUUUUUAUCGUCUCCCUCUUAGUUUGAGGCUUCUUUUCCUUUUCUUUUUUUUGUUGCCGAUCUGGAAGUGGGAGACAAGAAAUUGGAUUUUAACACAAAAAUAAGCAUAGGGGGAAGAUGAAGCGGGACACCGUAUAAAUAUAAGUGUAUAUAUAUAUAUACAUAAAUAUAUAUAUAUAUAUAUGAACUUCUAGACUUAGUUUUUUCCUUCUCCUGUACCCACUCACUAGCUUUUUCCCUUCAGGUUUUUUGGGGGAAUGUUUUUAAUUAAUGAUUUUUUGCAGAGGCACCAUGCUGCUGAGUGGAGAAUGAGAAGGAAGGAUGUUUAUGAGGACUGACAGAAAAGAGAGGGAGGGCUGAUGGUCAUUCAUUUUUUGCAAAAACACGGCUGCAAACUGGGUGACCAUCUUUGAGUUGGCCUGAUGUGGUUCUUAAAAAUAUUUUCUGCCAUCCUUUUUAGUGCAACAAGAAAAGUUUUUCCAAGUUUACACACAAUUCUUUCUUAGUUUGGUUGGAGGAAUAUGUUUGUUUUUUUUUCUCUUUCUGCAGAUCUUGUAUAAUAAAAUAAAAUCCACUGCAUCUGUUUAAAAAUAAAUGGGGGGGAAAAAAAGGAGGAAAUUUGUCUGUAUUUCAUCUUGCACGUAGGCACUUAAUGUCAGAGGUUUCUCAGGACUGGCAAAUGUACAGUUUGGUUGUGUUUUUGAGUUGCUCUGUAACUUCGAAGGAACACACAUGCAUGGACAUGACCCCCCCCUUGACUUACUCUUCCAUCUUUCUUUAUUUGCUUCUCUUUUUUUUUCAGGGGGUUUAAUGUCUUUCUCAGUCAUUCCUCCUCUGACCACAAUCAUUAAUGAGCUUUGACAUCUCCUCUCUUGAUUGAAACUGUCGCCUCCGGGUGAUUUUGGGGCAGUAACUGUGCUGUGCUUGGUAGGGAGCUGCUGUCACUUCGAGCCUGCAGGUUUGAGGAUCGUUUAGAGACAAAAACCAGCAUUGUAAUGAAACACUUAAAGCCCUAUGAAUUUAUUAUUUUUGUUUAUUUUUUUAAAAGCACAGAUGGAAUGCUCCCCCCAAUAGCGCAUAGCUGGCUCUGUAAAAACAACACUUACGAAUUGUAUAUUUAAAAAUAUGAACGUGUAAAAUUUAAGAGAAACACACGCCUUUGUUGUUGGGUACAGAAGGAGCCAGGUGUUCAUAUUUCUUGUGUGUAGGGUUUUCUCUUUUUCUUUGCGUUCCUGAUGUACCAUUGACGAUUUUUUUCUGUUACAUUUGGAAUUUCUUUUUUUUUUUUCUUUAAAAACUAACUGCAUUGGUUUUGUCUUGUUAAAAAGUGCAGUACAAAGAUGACCUGCAGAAUCACACCUAAUUUGAUCUUUUCCAGUUUAAAAUCCUCAGUGUAGCAGCAGUGUACGACAACUAUUCCUGUAUAUUGCCUUUUGCUGGAAAAUGUAUGUUGAAUAAAAUUUUCUAUAAAACCUAAA